AUGAAUGCCAUUCCGAACACGACGGCGUCUGCGGCUGAGGAUCAGGCGAUCGAGGAGGAUCAGGAGUCCAUUCCUGAAUUCAUCGAGCCCUUCGAUUGGGAAGAGUCGGAAUCGGAAGACGAAAACCAGCAAACCUUGCCCGAAAUGGUACAAGAAAUUAUGAGAGGACUUAACGAAGCACUUACGGAAAAGGAAGAACUCAUACAGAAGCUGAAAGAAGCGGACAAGGAGAAGAAAGAACUCAAACUCAAGCUCGAUCAGAAGGAGAAGGAGAUCGAACGUGUCAAGCUGGACUAUCAGACCAAGGAAUUGGCCAAUCACAACACUAGCCAGGGAAUCAUUUCUGACUUAAGGAAUGAGAACUAUGCUCUUCGACAAGAUCUACACCAACGUGAAGGGGACCAACGCCAAACUUCUGAGGCUUUACGCAAAAGUCAGGAGGAACUACGCAGUUCAACGGACAAGAUAAAGGCGAAAGACAACGUGGAGGUAGAAAUGACUGAGGGCCUAAGGCUAUUUCUGGAGAGUCACAAGGAGGACGGGAAGUUCGUAGCUAGAAAGCGAAAGCGGACUGAUUAG
Molecule: messenger RNA, 579 nt
Organism: Lasiodiplodia theobromae
Lineage: Eukaryota; Fungi; Ascomycota; Dothideomycetes; Botryosphaeriales; Botryosphaeriaceae
Product: Leucine zipper protein 2-like
Exons: 2
Coding region: 1-579 (192 amino acids)
Source: RefSeq, a predicted model, not a curated record